AUGGCCAUAAAUAACCUCAUCCCGGCCACACAAAGGCGCGGCCCUCGGCCUGCAGGACGGGGCUUCUCCGGGGGCCUCCGUGCCCGGCGUGGCCGGGACCUGGAGCCUCGGGCCACCCCGCAGCGUGGGGAGCUUCGGGGAGGAGCAAGCUCGGCAGCUUCUUAUCAGCUGGCUUGUCACCAAGCAACAGACCAGGCCUGGCCCGCGCCGCCCAAGCCCCACGCAGGGCAGGGCCGGGGGCCCGGCGGGAGCCCGCUGUCACAGCUGCGCCUGUCACUCCAGGAGGGAGCCCCGAGACGGCCUGGCGGGCAGAGCGCCUCUGCGGUCACCCAGCAGGAAGGUCCCGGCGGGCGGCAGUGGCGGGGGGCAGGUCCUCAGUCACAGCACCGCUCCGGCGGCCGUCGGGUCACGGCCAGGGCAUCCUAUGUAGAUGAGACUGCUUGCAGCCCCAGCACUGGGCCCACCUUACCAGAAUUUGACCCCCCUGGGCGCAGAAGACUAACAGAACCAGAGGCAUGGGCCGAUCCUCACGCCAGGGAAGAACCGCUGCAGGCUGACCGGCCACCCUCCCCUCGCUGUGAUGAGUGGCUCCGUGGCUGCCGGCCUGGGGCGCCAGCUGGGAGGCCCCUCUGGCAGAGGGAUGCUUCGAAGCUCCACAGCCUCUCCUGGACGCCGCCUGCCACCCCCAGGGCCAGCGACUCUCCCACCCCAGGAGGCCCCACAUCAUCCAGGGGUCCCCCCACCCACAGCCCGGGCCGCUGGCUCCCUCUGCCCCGCUCCGAUGCCCCGCGCCCUCUGAGGCGGGAGCGCUCCCCCCUCACCUGCCUCAGCGUCCCCAGCGCUGGUCACCCGGUCACCAGUGCCCCCCCCACGGACCUCAGGAGCCUAUCCACGCCAGGGGGUCCCCCGGUGACUCCCAGGGUCUCAGUCAGGCUUCAGUGCCAGCUACCCCCAGGCGAGACGACCCCCAAGAAUCCGAAGCCCCCCGGAGCUGUGACGCGGAGCCCGUCCAAUGACACCCGCUUCUUUCCUCCGUUUAAGGAUUUCGUGGAUAGGUGA
Chinchilla lanigera (long-tailed chinchilla) is the source of this 1059-nucleotide messenger RNA. Its product is annotated as RBPJ-interacting and tubulin-associated protein 1-like. Gene Ontology annotation, molecular function: tubulin binding. Gene Ontology annotation, cellular component: nucleus; cytoplasm. The record is from RefSeq and is a predicted model, not a curated record. Gene Ontology annotation, biological process: nuclear export; Notch signaling pathway; negative regulation of Notch signaling pathway. NCBI's taxonomy places the organism in Eukaryota, Metazoa, Chordata, Mammalia, Rodentia, Chinchillidae.